UUUUGGUGGCGUAAGCAGAAAAACAAGUGUAUCAUUUUAAACAAAUCCACCUCUACACUCUUCCACAAUAAAGCCACCCUCUUCUCAAAUAUCAACCCCUUUUUCAGCACUUUCCACAAAUAGCAAAUUUCUCUGCCCAACUCUCCUUACCCAGCAGAAGAAAGAGGAAACUUUGCAGAAUUUCAGUUCCCCCCGCAAAAAAAACUGUUAAUUUGGUACUAAUAUCAAAAUGCUAGCACAAGUACAGCUUCUGUUCAUGGUGGUAUUCUUAGAAAUGUCACUAAUUUUGUUAUUUCUCUUCAAAACCCCUUUGAGGAAACUAAUAAUCAUGACCCUUGAUCGAGUCAAACGAGGCCGUGGACCGUUGAUUGUUAAAUCUGUAGCUGCCACUGUUCUUGUGAUCAUGAUUUACACUGUUUACUCUAUUAGGGAAUUGCAGUCUCGCCCUACUGAUACUGUUAAUCCGACUGAUCAAAUCCUUCUUGCUCAUCAGAUUCUCCAAGCUGCUCUUAUGGGAUUUUGUCUAUUCCUUGGACUGAUGGUAGACAGGCUACACCAUUACAUAAGGGAGCUUCGCUUACUCAGGAAGACAAUGGAGGCUGCAAAGAAGCAGGAUCGCGCAUUGGACAAUGGCAAGAAUGGUGAAGCCAGUAACCUAAAGGAUGAAAUCUCCUCCUUGAGGAACAAGGUAAGGCAGCUGGAAUCCGAAAACGAGGCAAAAGAAAAGGAGGUAAAAUCUCAGAAGGCUAAUUCAGAUUCUCUCAAGGGUCAAUCUGAAAAAUUGCUGCUUGAAUACGACCGGUUGCUGGAAGAAAACCAGAAUCUUCGAAGCCAAUUGCAAUCAGUUGACCAAAAUGUAUCACAUUCCGAUAGCAAAAAGAACACCUAGAAUAGCAUACAUCUGUUUUCUGGCCGUCAACUGUAGUAGUUACUAUCUUGAGAAUUUUGGUUAAAGAAGUGUGUUGUGUAGCUUGUCUUUGUAAAAUGGUAGUAUAUAUUGUAUUGGCUCCAAACCCUGGAUUAUCCUAAACAACUCCUGUUUUCUGUCUUUCACUGUGCUUGAAACUAUUUGUUGUGUUCCCGUGGGGGUGAUUAUACAACAAUAUUUUGCUCU
Molecule: messenger RNA, 1114 nt
Organism: Nicotiana tabacum (common tobacco)
Lineage: Eukaryota; Viridiplantae; Streptophyta; Magnoliopsida; Solanales; Solanaceae
Biological process (GO): intracellular protein transport; endoplasmic reticulum to Golgi vesicle-mediated transport
Cellular component (GO): endoplasmic reticulum membrane; endoplasmic reticulum
Source: RefSeq, a predicted model, not a curated record